AUGCACCCUCCCACUUUUGAUGGUCAUGGCGACCCCACCUUAGCUGAGGAUUGGAUCCAGGACAUUGAGGAGGUACUCUGUGUCUUGAAUUGUACUGACAAACAGAAAGUAUUGUACUCCACCUUUCAGCUGACUGGUGAGGCUAAACGAUGGUGGAUAUCAGAGAGAACCAUCAGGGAAGCAGGUAGGAGGGGGGUGGUUAGCUGGCCCCACUUCAAGCAGAUUUGCUUUGACAGUUUCUUCCCAAGAUCGAUUCGGGACGCUAGGGCCAAGGACUUUGCCGACUUAAUCCAAAACUUCUCAGAAUUAGUAGAUAAGGUCACAAUAGUCGAGCGAAGCUUCAAGAGAAGUGUUGAACUUCAAGAGCAGAGGAAGGGGCUGACGCCAUUGGGGUUUCCCUCGAACGAGAAUCAAGGACCAUGGAAGAGGAUGAAGUUAGUGAACAACCUAGGACAGAGUCAGGUGCAGGACAAUCAACGGAAUAACUCCUGCAAGUCAUGCAACGUAGUACACUUUGGGGAUUGCAGAAGGAGAGCUGGAUGGUGUUUUCGAUGUGGGAAGCAUAGCCACCUCGUCAGAGAUUGUCCAAAGCAACCAGAUGGAAGCGUGAACCCCAACCUACCUCAGAGGACUGAUUUCGCGGCACGUGGGAAGAACCAACACAAUGCAAUGUAG
This is a messenger RNA of Juglans regia (Persian walnut), 675 nucleotides long. RefSeq lists its product as uncharacterized. The record is from RefSeq and is a predicted model, not a curated record. Gene Ontology annotation, molecular function: nucleic acid binding; zinc ion binding. NCBI's taxonomy places the organism in Eukaryota, Viridiplantae, Streptophyta, Magnoliopsida, Fagales, Juglandaceae. The transcript has 2 exons. The coding region runs from base 1 to 675 and encodes 224 amino acids.